GAAAGAGAGAGAGAGAGAGAGAGAGAUGGGAGACCAAUCUGGGCUGUGCAGGGCAUUGAGCGAAUUUUUUGACAAGGCAAAAUGUUACUUGGCCAUGGUCUCCCUCCAAUUUGGUUAUGCUGGCAUGUACAUUAUUUGCAUGGUUGCCUUCAAGCGUGGCAUGAGCCACUGGGUUCUGGUAGUCUACCGUCACGCAGUUGCCACCCUAGUCAUGGCUCCAUUUGCAUAUUUUGUUGAAAGGAAAAUAAGGCCAAAACUUACUCUCAGAGUAUUCCUCAAGAUUCUGGCGCUUGGCCUCUUGGAGCCAGUGCUUGAUCAAAAUUUAUACUACGUUGGCAUGAAGUCAACAUCUGCAACAUUUGCAUCUGCUUUUGUCAAUGUUCUCCCGGCAGUUACUUUUAUAAUGGCCAUCGCUUUCAGGUUGGAAACAGUCAACCUUAAAAAGAUACAUAGUCUUGCAAAGGUGAUUGGAACAGCAAUAACAGUUAGUGGAGCAAUGGUUAUGACUUUGUAUAAAGGCCCAAUAAUCAAUAUUCUAUUUACACAUGGAGGAGGUCAUCACAGUUCCACUAAUGCUUCAUCUGAGCAGCAGCAUUGGGUCACUGGCAUAAUAACACUAAUAUCCUGUAUAUUUGGUUGGUCUGGCUUUUUCAUAUUGCAGUCCAUGACUCUCAAGGAAUAUCCGGCGGAGCUCUCCCUAACAGCCUUAGUUUGUUUGAUGGGCAUGAUUGAAAGUGGAAUUGUUGCUUUAAUAUUUGAACGCAAUAUGAGCGCUUGGGUAAUAGGUUUUGACUCUAGAUUUCUUGCUGCAGUUUACUCCGGUGUGGUAUGCUCUGGAAUUGCUUAUUAUAUGCAAAGUGUUGUAAACAAAAUGCGAGGUCCAGUGUUUGUGACUGCGUUCAGUCCUUUGAGCAUGGUGAUUACUGCUGUCCUAGGAGCUAUUGUGUUGGCUGAGCAAACCCAUCUUGGAAGUUUAAUUGGAGCUAUAGUCAUUGUCAUCGGCCUCUAUUCCGUGAUAUGGGGAAAAAGCAAAGAUCUAACUGCUGCGAAUGCAGAAUUUGAGAAAGGCAAAGCCAGUCAGUUAGAAACAUUUCAGAAGAAUAUAUCAGAUUUUGGGGAUGAUAUUGAUGUUGAAUCUAAUGGGGUAUCAACAUCUGCAGCGCAAAAAUUUCCACCCGAGCCAUGAUUGAAAUAGUGUAUUAGAUAUAUCAUUUUGCGGGUUUUAUAAAUGCUACAACUUAUCCUAUGUCCUAAGGUUGGAUUGGUCAAAACGUAGUUACAUUUUGAUUUUGUUUGGGUAGUUUUUAUAGCUUGUCAAUGAACUUCCUUUACAUCUAUUAAUUAACAAGAGCUUUGCGUUUUGUGUUGUACUCAA
Messenger RNA from Coffea eugenioides, 1375 nucleotides. Its product is annotated as WAT1-related protein At1g44800-like. The coding region runs from base 26 to 1186 and encodes 386 amino acids. The record is from RefSeq and is a predicted model, not a curated record. Gene Ontology annotation, cellular component: plasma membrane. Gene Ontology annotation, molecular function: transmembrane transporter activity. The transcript is spliced from 7 exons. NCBI's taxonomy places the organism in Eukaryota, Viridiplantae, Streptophyta, Magnoliopsida, Gentianales, Rubiaceae.